CUGAGCGUUUUCGGACUGUUCUCGAACACUGCUGCCAUAGUUGCCGUGCUUCACAGUCCCAUACUGCGAAAUGCCUUUGGUAGACUUUGUCUGUCUCAUAGUUUCUGCAACUUAGGUGUACUAUUGAUUUACACUUUUUGGCUGGCUUUUAGCUCAUUCAGGGAAAGAAAUUCGUCCAACGAAGCUGCGGACAAGAUUGUGGGCCAAAUUGAUUCUCUGUUUUGGUAUGUAUGUAUUUAUUCUCACUUUGCUAUCUCGUUCAAUCGAGCAGUUGCUCUUAUAAUGCCACUGCAAGCUGCCGAGUUUGUCGAUCGUAGAAAUUCAUUCUUGUUGGUCCUCGGAGUCUGGCUGAUAGGAUUCUGUCAUGUCACGCCGUUCUUCUGGGGUUGGUGUAUUCAUCAGCCAUGA
Cylicostephanus goldi is the source of this 408-nucleotide messenger RNA. Lineage: Eukaryota; Metazoa; Nematoda; Chromadorea; Rhabditida; Strongylidae. The record is from the annotation of a GenBank genome assembly.